Ictalurus punctatus (channel catfish) is the source of this 8702-nucleotide messenger RNA. RefSeq names its product Down syndrome cell adhesion molecule b (gene dscamb). The record is from RefSeq and is a predicted model, not a curated record. The coding region runs from base 827 to 6889 and encodes 2020 amino acids. Gene Ontology annotation, biological process: homophilic cell-cell adhesion; axon guidance; dendrite self-avoidance. The transcript is spliced from 33 exons. Lineage: Eukaryota; Metazoa; Chordata; Actinopteri; Siluriformes; Ictaluridae. Gene Ontology annotation, cellular component: plasma membrane; axon. Gene Ontology annotation, molecular function: cell-cell adhesion mediator activity.
GUGGAGGAAGAGGAGAGAGGAAGGCGCUUUCUUACCCGUGAUGCUGUGAGCCCGAGAGCGCGAGCGCAGCAGAAGCCAACGCGAUUAAAGCGGCUGCGGGAGGAGAUGCAUGCGCGUGCGUGUAGCCUGCGGGACGGUGAGAGGCGCGUGAAGAUGGUCUGAGUUCGGCAUCCAGCGACCGCUCGCUCACUCCCGCCGCUUCUGCUUUUAUCCGGAUUUGCUUUCUUUCCUUUUCCCCCUUUUUUUCCCUCCCUUGGAAAAAAAAAACACACCCUAUGAUUUAUUUACAACCUUCUUCCACAUCCCACACAUGCUUGUUUUUAGUUUUUCUUUAAAUGCGUUUUCAUUUUUUUCCUUUCCGCCCCCACCCGGUUUGGUUUUUAUUUCAAUGACACGCAGGAGUGCGUCUUUUUGCCUCUUGGUGUUGUUUCCGAGUUUUCUUUCCCCUUCUUCGUUUUCCCACUCGAAGCGCGUGGCGCAGAGCCGUUUUUGCCCGUAAACGGCCCAGACACGGACUCAGACCCGGAUUCAGACCCGGACCAGGACUCGGACUGGGACUCAGACUCCGCGUCGCAAGCCUCGCAGGACAAACCAGGGACCGGAAUCGGGGAAGCGCACGACGCUCGUGCCCGGCGCGCGAGAGCGCGAAGCUUGCACACGCCGAGUCACUGAGAACCGGACCGAAUCUCACCUUUCCGCCGGCCUAGAGAGGUGGCAACAAACAAACAAACAAACAAACAAGCAAGCAAGCAAAUACAAGCAACAGUGGACAAAGUGCGCGGAGUGCGACGAGGAAGCAUAGCUUGGGGAUUGAACGGAGCGGGGCAUGUGGAUAUUUGCAUUUCUCUUUCUCCAGAGCAUCUCAAAUGUUUUUGGUGAAGAUCUACAUUCCAGCUUAUAUUUUGUCAAUGCAUCUCUGCAAGAGGUAGUGUUCUCCAGCACUACAGGGGCACUGGUGCCGUGUCCGGCAGCGGCCGUGCCCCCCGCUACGCUACGCUGGUACCUGGCCACUGGGGAGGAGAUCUACGAUGUGCCAGGCAUCCGACACGUGCACCCGAAUGGCACACUGCAAAUCUACGGCUUCCUCCCCUCCAGCUUUAGUAACCUAAUCAAUGACAACACCUACUAUUGCACAGCAGAGAAUCCGUCAGGGAAGAUCAGGAGCCAAGACUUGCACAUCAAGGCUGUAUUUCGGGAACCGUACACGGUCCGUGUGGCGGACCAAAGAGUCAUGAGAGGCAAUACAGCGGUCUUCAAGUGCAUUAUCCCAGCCUCGGUAGAGGAGUACAUCACUGUUGUAUCAUGGGAGAAAGACACUGUCUCACUUGUCUCAGGAUCAAGAUUUCUUGUUACAUCCACAGGGGCCUUGUAUAUUCUGGACGUGCAGUCAGAAGAUGCGGUGAACAUCUACCGCUGCACCACGCGGCAUCGCUACACCGGAGAGACCCGACAAAGUAACAGCGCCAGAUUACUUUUAUCAGAACCUGUAGAUUCAGCUCCAGUUAUUCUGGAUGGCUUUGAGAGGAAGGAGGUCAUGGUCGGCCAUCGGGUCGAACUGCCCUGUAAGGCAUCUGGUCAUCCUCCGCCUCGCUACCGCUGGCUCAAGGACAACAGCCCUCUGGAGUCAGACAGUCGCUACCACCAGAGUGUCUCAGGCCUCCUGAUUGAGGCCACCCGACCCAGUGAUGGAGGCAACUAUGUGUGUGAAGUCUGGAACAGCUUUGGCAAUGCCAAGGUGGUGGGACGGUUGGUGGUGAAACAGCCCCUGAAAGCAGUGGUGAGUCCUCGUAAGGUGAGAGGCAGUGUGGGCAGUCAGGUGUCUCUGUUCUGCAGUGUCACUGGCUCUGAUGAAUAUGAAAUCACCUGGUACAGAAAUGGAGAGAGGAUCCAGCCAGGGCCCAAUGUCCGCAUCACUGGCCUCAGCCAUGAGAACCUGGUGAUGGAGGGCAUGGCCAAGAGCGAUGGAGGAGCCUACCAGUGUUUUGCACGCAAUGGCAAGAUGUCGACCCAGGAUUUUGUGCAGGUCAUUCUGGAGGAUGGCACUCCAAAGAUCCUGUCGGCCUUCAGCGAAAAGGUGGUGAGCCCCAAUGAGCCGAUCUCCCUGGUGUGUCACGUCAAAGGCACCCCACUCCCCACCGUGACAUGGACACUGGAUGAUGAGCCGGUCAUCAAGGACAGCCACCACCGCAUGGAUCGAUUUGUCACAGUCGAGGGCCACGUGCUCAGCUAUCUGAAUGUCUCACAUACACAGGUCACCGACGGCGGCGUCUACCGUUGCACCUGCAACAACUCUGCCGGAUCGGUCUCCUACCAGGCGCGAAUAAACGUAAGAGGUCCUGCCAGUAUCCGCCCAAUGAAAAACCUUACUGCCAUCGCGGGGCGUGACAUGUUCAUUCACUGCCGCAUCAUUGGCUACCCCUACUACUCCAUCAAGUGGUACAAAGAUUCCAACUUACUCCCGUUUAACCAUCGCCAGCGUGCCUUUGAGAACAACGGCACACUGAAGCUGUCUAAUGUGCAGAACUCGGAUGAGGGCGAGUACACGUGUUACGUUCUGGUGGAUCCUGAGAAGCAGAUCCAUAGGAGUGUCCAUGUUACUGUAAAAGUUCCACCUUUGAUCCAGCACUCAGACUCCCAAAGUGCCUCCAUAGGUCAGAGAGUCUUCAUCCCCUGUGUGGUGACCUCCGGCGACCUGCCCAUGUCCAUUACUUGGCACAAAGACGGCAAGCCGAUCAAUGCCAGCUUAGGAGUCACUAUCGACAAUAUCGACUUCACCAGCUCACUACGCAUCUCCAACCUGUCAGAGAUCCACAACGGGAGCUAUACCUGUAUCGCCCGCAAUGAGGCAGCUGCUGUGGAGCACAGCAUUCAGCUUAUUGUUAAAGUCCCACCACAUUUUGAGGUGCAACCUCGGGACCAAGAUGGAAUCUAUGGGAAAUCUGUUAUUCUGAACUGCUCGGCUAAAGGAAACCCGAUUCCUACAAUCGUGUGGAAACAUUCUAAAGGUGCGGGAGUUCCUCAGUUCCAGCCCAUCGCGCUGAACUCAGGAUCCCGUGUGCAGUUGCUUGAGAGAGGCUCACUGCUCAUCAAACACGUGCUGGAGGAGGACAGUGGCUACUACCUGUGCAAGGUCAGCAACGACGUGGGCGCUGACAUCAGCAAGAGCAUGUACCUCACCGUCAAAAUUCCUGCCAUGAUCACGUCCUAUCCUAACACCACUCGAGCAGAACAAGGUCACAUGACAGAGAUGAGUUGCACAGCGCAUGGUGAGAAGCCCAUCAAGGUGCGCUGGGAGAAGGAAUCCCACAUCAUCAACCACGACAUCAACCGCUGCUUGGUGAGCGUCAAGGAAGUGGCUGAUGAGGUCAUUUCCACCUUACAGAUCUUGCACACAGUUAGAGAGGAUUCUGGGUUUUAUUCCUGCAUUGCCAUUAACUCUUAUGGUGAAGACAAGGGAAUUAUUCAGCUUAUAGUACAAGAUCGUCCAGACCCUCCCGAAGUAGAAAUCAGAGAGGUGAAAGAUCGAACCAUUGCGCUUCGCUGGACAAUGGGAUUUGAUGGCAACAGUCCGAUCACCGGAUAUGACAUCAACUACAAGAACAAAUCAUCCUCCUGGGCAUUGUCCCAGACCACCAAAGAUGUCUCACCCCAGCUGAACCAGGCAACCAUCAUCGAGUUGCACCCUGCCUCCACCUAUAACAUCCGCAUGUUUGCUAAGAACCAGAUUGGAGAAAGCCGGCCCAGUAACGAGCUCACCAUCACUACAGACGAAGCCCCUCCUGAUGGUGCUCCCCAGGAAGUGCAGCUUGAAGCGAUAUCAUCCCAGAGCAUUAAAGUCACAUGGAAGGCUCCCCACAAGCACCUUCAGAAUGGUUUGAUCCGGAGCUAUCAGGUAUGCUAUAGGGAAUACGGUACAGGAGGAAGCCCCCAGUACAACACCAUCAAUCUGGACACAACAGGUGACAUUGAGACCCUCACUCUGGACAACCUGAAGAAGUACACACAGUAUGAGGUGCGCGUGCAGGCUUCCAAUCGUGCAGGAAUGGGGCCCACAUCUGAGGAGGCCAUCAUCACCACACUGGAAGAUGUUCCAAGCCGAUCGCCUGAAAAUGUUGUGACCACAGCCACAACUCCAGAGACCAUCUCUCUGUCCUGGGCUCCUCUCCCAAAAGAGGCACUGAAUGGCAUGCUUCUUGGCUACCGAGUAAUUUACUGGGCCAACUUACCAGAUGGAGAGUUGGGAGAGAUCAAGAACAUCACUACCACAAAGCCCUCUCUGGAGCUUGAAGGGUUGGAGAAAUACACCAACUACAGCAUCCAAGUGCUGGCCUUCACCCGGGCUGGGGACGGAGUUCGCAGUGAUCAGAUAUACACAAGGACCAAAGAGGACGUUCCAGGUCCUCCAGCUGGUGUGAAGGCUGCCGCUGCAUCUGCCUCGGUGGUGUUCGUCUCCUGGCUUCCUCCACUGAAGCUCAAUGGAAUCAUCCGGAAGUACACAGUCUUCUGCUCCAACCCUUAUCCUACGGUCAUCAGUGAGUUUGAGGCUGCACCUGAUGUGUAUUUCCGUCGUGUCACCAACCUGAACCAGAACUGGCAGUACAGUAUUUGGGUGGUGGCUGUGACUGCAGCUGGUCGAGGGAAUGCAAGUGAGAUCAUCACUGUGGAGCCGCAAGCUAAAGCUCCUGCUCGUAUUCUAACAUUCAGUGGCACGGUGACCACACCAUGGAUGAGGGACAUUGUCCUACCCUGCAGAGCUGUUGGAGACCCUCCUCCGACCAUCAAGUGGCUGAAGGGAACCAACGGGACACCCGCUCCUGUCUCUAUCGAUGGCCGGCGCAGUGUCCAUGGCAACGGCAGCUUUGUGAUCCGCACGGUGAAAGCUGAGGAUUCCGGGUACUACAGCUGCAUUGUCAGCAACAACUGGGGUUCGGAUGAAAUCACACUAAAUCUACAGGUUCAAGUACCUCCGGACCAGCCACGUCUCACCGUAACUAAAACCACCACCACAUCCAUCACUCUGUCCUGGAUUCCUGGAGACAACGGAGGAAGCUCCAUCAGAGGUUACAUUUUGCAGUACUCAGAGGAUAACAGCGAGGAAUGGGGAAGCUUCCCCAUCAGCCCCAGCGAACGAUCAUACCGGCUGGAGAAUAUGAAGUGUGGUACCUGGUACAAGUUUACCCUGACUGCGCAGAAUGCCGUGGGUCCGGGCCGCAUCAGUGAGAUCAUCGAGGCCAAAACCCAUGGCAAAGAGCCACAGUUUGCCAAAGACCAUGAGCUUUUCUCCAGCAUCAACUCAACACGUGUGGAGCUCAAUCUGAUUGGCUGGAAUAACGGUGGCUGCCCGAUCAGCUCAUUCACACUGGAGUUCCGGCCAGUGGACACUACACCAUGGACCACAAUGCAGCGCACCUCUUUACCCAAGAGCCACGUGCUGUAUGACCUACAGGAGGGCACGUGGUACGAGCUGCAGAUGAGAGUGGGCAACAGCGCGGGUACAGCUGAGAAGAGGGUGCUGUUCGCAACGUUGAAUGUGGACGGCAGCACUAUUGCUCCACUGCUGAAGAUUGUGGACCCCAGCCAGGAGAACAGGCAAGGCACUGAGGGCCUGAAGAUGAUGGUGACAAUCAUCUGCAUCCUGGUGGCCAUUGCGAUGGUUUUCAUUGUGCUGCUUGUUAUGAGGAGGAGGAGGAGGGAGCAGAGGCUCAAGAGAUUACGGGAUGCAAAAAGCUUGGCAGAAAUGCUUAUGAGUAAGAACACACGAACUCCGGAUGCUGUAAACAAGCAACAGCAAACCCUCCGAAUGCAUAUUGAUAUCCCACGGGCCCAACUGCUCAUUGAGGAGAGAGACACGAUGGAGACGAUAGAUGACCGAUCUACAGUGCUGUUGACAGAUAAUGAUUUUGGAGAGACAUCGAAGCAGAAGUCCUCCACAGUCACACACACGGUUCAUUACCAGUCACUAUCCCAGACAACUGGGCCACUGGUGGACGUGUCAGAUGCUCGACCUGGUACAAAUCCCACUGCCCGUCGUACAGCUAAAGCGGGCCCUGCGACACGGAGCCGCUAUGCCAGCCAAUGGACGUUAAACAGACCUCAUCAGCCCAUGUCCUCACACACACUCACUACCGAUUGGAGGUUGCCCACCCCACGUGCCACAGGCUCAGUGGACAAGGAAAGUGACAGCUACAGUGUCAGUCCCUCUCAGGACACAGACCGUGCUCGAAGCAGCAUGGUGUCCACAGAGAGUGCUUCCUCUACAUACGAGGAACUCGCCCGAGCGUAUGAGCACGCCAAGAUGGAAGAGCAGCUGCGCCAUGCCAAGUUCACCAUCACAGAGUGCUUCAUCUCUGACACAUCCUCUGAGCAGAUGACAGCAGGCACCAACGACUAUACAGACAGUAUGACAUCCAGCACGCCCUCUGAGUCGGGCAUCUGCCGCUUCACCGCCUCUCCACCGAAACCACAGGAUGCCAGCCGGGUCAUGAACAUGGCUGUGCCCAAAGCACACAGACCGGGGGGUGAACUGGUCCACCUGCCUCCUUACCUGCGCAUGGACUUCCUGCUGAACCGGGGAGCAGCUCAUUCGGGCCGGGAAGCCACAGGUCAGACGUGCCUGGAGCCACAGAGAAGUCGCACAGCAAAGCGGCCGGCCGUGUUAGCCCCAACGCCCUCCGAGACGCCUUCCACUGCACCUGCCUCCUCCGGCCCACCCAGCAGGGAAGCGGUGCAGCAGUGGCAGCCAGGCUCGGCCUCCACGCUGCCCCACCGCGAGCCAGGGGACCUCGCCCAGGCUGCCAAACUCAGCAGUUCCCAGGAAUCACUGUUAGACUCUAGAGGACACCUGAAACAGAGCAACAACCCAUACGCAAAGUCCUACACACUGGUAUAACACAGGACUUUAAACACAUGGACCAUUGGGCACAGCACCACACACACACAUUUACACACACACACACAUUUACACACACGCACACACACAAAUACACACCCACAUGCGCACAUGCAAAACACAUUUACAUGCUCACACACACAAGCACACAAACAUAAAAAAAGCUCUGCUGCAAAGAAGAGCACUUUUCAGAGACAUAGAUGAGCCCUGUAUAUACAUAUUUCAGAAUUCUAAAAGGCAAAAUUGAUGUUCUUUGCAUCUGUUUUUUCUUUUUCAUUACGUAUCACUCCCCUGAUAUAUUCCUUUUACUUUUGCACUCAGCGUUUCUCUCACCUUCUUUUCUUUCUCAUCCUUUUCUUUAGCUUGCAUUUUGGAAUCUUUAUCAUUAUUUUAAAUAACACCAUUAUGAAGAUUGCCAAAAUUAUUUAUUUAAAUUGACAGAGGUACUACUUUUGAAUUUAUAUCAAGGAUAAUUCUAUAGUCAUUAUUAUUAUUAUUAUAUAAAAUAGAUGAAAAAUAUCAAAAAAUUAAAAAAAGAAGGGUGCGGAACACUCAGUGGGAAAGUGUUCCAUUCUUUAUCCAUGAAUUUUUCUUUAUCUUUUUUUUUUUUUUUUAAUGUUGGGAUGUGAUCAAUGAAUGAUUAGCUUUUUACCAUGGCAUAAUGUUCAAAGAUUACAGAGGAAGCCGAACGAAUACAGUAAGAGUGAUAUGGACGGAUGACGUGCGUCUACUUUCUCUGAUCUCGUCAGAUGGUUGAGAUUUCGAAGGACUGCAUGGGGACCUGAAAUGUUGAGUAAAGUGUCGGCUCAAAAAAAAAAAAAUUCCAAAAGACAUUUUUAUUUGUCAUACUAAGGAAUUCUAUAAUAAUGUUCAUAUAAAUAUAAAGAGAUCACUUUUAUUUGUGGAUAAUCCAGGGAAAAUGGUUUGGUAAAUAAAGUCCUUAGUCAUGUUUGCACACAUCUGGUUUGAUUAGGCAAUCAAAAAUGGGUUCGCUUGUCUUUUUUUCCUCCUCCUUCUUCAGUUGUUUGUGAAACUGGUAUGAAUUCAGCCUGUUCAACACCAGCAGUGCAGGACAUUUUUGAAAAGGUGAAAAGAUUUCCUUGCAAAAUUGAAUGCUACUGUCUCUAUGUAGAUGGUAAGUAGGGGUGUAAUGAUACACAAAAUUCUAAUUCGCUAUGACACGAUGAGACAUAGUGGUGUUUCAAUACAAUACAUAAGUACAAUACACUCUAAAAAAUGCUGGGUUAUUUUUUCUACCCAAACUCUGGGUUGAGCCUUUUGGGACAUUUGAGUUAUUCUUCAGUCUUGGAUUGUUUUUGGGUAGUUUGGUGUAACCCAACCGCUGGGUUUGUGGCUGGGUCCUUUCCACUGACAGUUGAAUCAAUGUACCCCGACGCCUCAGCCCAGCUCCUUGGGUCAAAUCAACUAAGCACAGACUGUUUGAAUUCGCCUCAGGAAGUAGCGGUUUUCACACAGACAGACUGUUAGAUUUAUUUGGAGAAACAAGGUUCGUAUCUAUAUAUUUAUCCAUAAAACCAUUACUAGUGUGGAGAAAAAGCAAAAAUGUGUUACAACAAUCCAGUUUACAUGACAUUAAAUGCACCUCGUUAGCUUGGGCUUACUUGUUUGUAAUGUCCACUGGAUCGUAAGUUGGUUUUUUGGAUGUUUUAAACGUCUCCUUUGAUCAAAAUCUGACGUUUUCGCCUUAAAUAUAUUAAGUUUAUAAUUAUAUUUGAGUCAUUUACUUCAAAGUCUGUAUAUAAACACCACUUGAGCAGCUCUAUCAAUACAUUUCUGAACACCUUGGGUAUAA